GAGAACCAGCUCUUUUUGUUACUUGCCGUCGAAGAAACGAAGGUCGUGAGUUGAAGAGAUGGGAGGAGAUCGGAAGAUCGGUGUGGCGCUGGACUUCUCGAAGGGCAGCAAGAGGGCGCUGGGGUGGGCCAUCGACAACCUGCUCGACCACGGCGACACCCUCAUCGUCCUCCAUGUCUUGCAUCCCAAGGUCGACGAGGCCAGGCACGCCCUCUGGUCCCAAUCCGGUUCCCCUCUGAUUCCCCUGACGGAGUUGAGGCAACCGGAGGUCAUGAAGAACUACGAUCUGGAAGUCGACAUCGAGGUCCUCGACAUGCUCGACACUGCUUCCCGACAGAAGCAGGCAACGAUCGUGGGGAAAUUUUACUGGGGAGAUGCAAGGGAGAAGCUGUGCCAAGCCGAGGAAGAUCUCAAGCUGGACUCGCUGGUCAUGGGCAGUAGAGGACAUAGCCGGCUCCUGAGGAUUUUGUUGGGCAGUGUGACGAGCUAUGUAUUAUCAAAUGUAUCAUGCCCUGUGACCAUUGUCAAGGAUCCAGACUUCAAACCUUGACAGACUUCCUGGCAAGAUAAAAUCAAGUGCCAAAAAUUUCAUGGUGUGAAGAUUGCCUGUGAUGGGAGAGAGGAGUCUAGUGAUGGACCUGGAAAGAUUGCCUGUGAUGGGAGAGAGGAGUCUAGUGAUGGACUUGGAAUAAUUUGAAAGUAGUUCAAUAACUUGCAGAUGUUGAAGCAAGUUGCUCCUUUUAUCUAUGAUACACUUUGAACUCUGUGUGAUAAUUGUCAGAAUAAAUUGUGAGUGAUGUUUAGAUGAUGUGCAUAUUUUAGUUGUUUGGCAUGUCAUCUCUCAUCUUUUCUUUUUAAAUUACUUUCAGUUUGCACUAUAUAUCUGAUCUGGAAUAAUUUGUGUUGUUGUAUAUGCGUAAUUUGGAAGAAAGUGCCAUAUAUCA
Elaeis guineensis (African oil palm) is the source of this 944-nucleotide messenger RNA. Its product is annotated as universal stress protein PHOS32. NCBI's taxonomy places the organism in Eukaryota, Viridiplantae, Streptophyta, Magnoliopsida, Arecales, Arecaceae. The record is from RefSeq and is a predicted model, not a curated record.